Messenger RNA from Eucalyptus grandis, 1264 nucleotides. RefSeq lists its product as uncharacterized. The coding region runs from base 138 to 794 and encodes 218 amino acids. NCBI's taxonomy places the organism in Eukaryota, Viridiplantae, Streptophyta, Magnoliopsida, Myrtales, Myrtaceae. The transcript has 2 exons. The record is from RefSeq and is a predicted model, not a curated record.
GUUUAACCCAACACGUAGGCGGUGGGUUAAACCACUCAGCGGUCGACGCGUGGCGCCACGUUGGCGAGGGCGUCAGGCGUUCAAAAUUCGCGCGGGCCGACCACUCUGACGCUCCCUCUGCUCUGUUCUGCUCUGCGAUGCCUGCGCCUGUCAAAAUCGUCCUCUCUCUCCUCUCUCUCUCCCCCGUUCUCCGUUCCGUUCCGUUGCGGGGGAGAACAAAAGCCUUUACGAAAGCUGCUUCUCUUCCCCUCCUCUGCUCUCUCUCUCCAUUCUCGCCGACGAUCUCUCUCUGUCCAUUCUCGACUCCGACGCCCCGCCGACGACCUCGCCUCCGCCUCCGCCUCCGCCCCCAACGCCCUCUCGCGACUCCGACGCCCCCGACCCAAGCUGGUUGCCUCGACGCCGACGACGCCACCUCCGCCCCCGACACCCUCUCGCGACUUCGACGCGCCCGACUCAAGUCGGUUGCCUCCGACGCCUCCGACGCCCCCGACGCCGCCUCCGCCUCCACCCCGACGCCCUCUCGCCACUCCGUCGCCCCCGACUCCGACGCCGACGCCCACCUCCGCCUCUGCCUCCGCCGACACCCUUUCCACCUCCGCCGAAGCCUCGACCGAUCGUUCGGCUGGGGACUCUGCUCAUAUCUCACAGCGUCAUCGUCAAUGUCAUCUGCUGCAUUGCUGGGGUUCUGGCUCUGCUUUUGCUGCCGAUUCUCACCAAGAACACCUACAUUCCAGGUGAGCGCCGCUUCCGAUUCCUUUCUCCACUCACUCGCUCGUGACCAACCGGCCUGAAAGUGAACGUGCUUUCCCGGGAGAUUCGAACUCUCUAUCGAGUGAACGUACCUCGAGGUGUCGGCAGAGGUUUGUGCUGCUCAGUGCGCAAUAUUUGAAAGAGCGGUGGCGGCUUUAGGUUCAGACUAUGCCGCCAUAUGCAUUUUAUUUUUUGAAAAUUUAGUGUGGACUUAGGAAUGCUUGUGAAAUUUGAAUCCGUGAUGGAAAUCAUGAUGAUCUUGCUGGAGUGGUAUGUGAUGAGUGGCCAAACAAAUUUUGUGGUUCUUAUGCUUUUCUUGGCCAAGCAAAUUUUGUGGUAAUGUGCUAUUGCGUAAGCUUGUCUGUUCCUGUAAUCUUGUCUCUGCCGUGACAGGUUUGAUACAGUAGGUUAGAUUCUAUAGCCAGAAACGGAGAGGGAAAGCAAAUAGGUUCUGUUGUGAAAAUCAAAGAAGUGCACGUCGUUUGUCGGCUAAGGAAGUUUUGUGUAUUUA